This is a messenger RNA of Lactuca saligna, 651 nucleotides long. Lineage: Eukaryota; Viridiplantae; Streptophyta; Magnoliopsida; Asterales; Asteraceae. The record is from the annotation of a GenBank genome assembly.
AUGUAUUCUGCAGUCCCUUAUGCUAUAGCACAGGGUCUUGUGGAGAUCCCCUACAUUGCGGCCCAGACAAUAUUAUAUGGCAUCACUACAUACUUCAUGAUCAAGUUUCAGAGGACAAUUGGGAAGUUUUUUCUCUACAUUGCGUUCAUGUUUUUAACUUUCACUUACUUUACCUUCUAUGGAAUGUUGGCUAUUGGUCUUGCACCAUCUCAAAAAAUGGCUGAUUUAAUACCCGGAUGGUGGAUCUGGUUCUACUACCUAUGUCCAAUUACAUGGACUUUGCAAGGUCUCAUCGGGUCUCAACUUGCUGACGUGGAAGAACCCAUCAUAGGUCCUGGAGGUUUCCAGAGUGCUGCUUCCCUUUUUCCGCUUCAACAUCGUUCUUCUUCUUAUUUUCUUUUUCCGUUGAAGCAGAACCACCUUCCUCAGCAAAGUAUAGUGUAUAAAUUUGUAAAAAGUUGGGAACUUCCAAGAUUGCUUGAUAGAUUUAAGAGUGCAGAAGGGUUUUUGUUUGUACAGGAUGAUAUGAUUCUUAAUUACUGGAACUUGGUCCAAGCAGACAAGAAUAAGCUCUGGAUAACAGACAAGAACCACCUUCCUCAGCCUGCUGCUUCUCUUUCUUCACUUGAUCACCGGAUUCAUCAUCGUUAG